Molecule: messenger RNA, 1233 nt
Organism: Maniola jurtina (meadow brown)
Lineage: Eukaryota; Metazoa; Arthropoda; Insecta; Lepidoptera; Nymphalidae
Exons: 3
Coding region: 26-1102 (358 amino acids)
Source: RefSeq, a predicted model, not a curated record
CGAUCGCACGCGCCUUCCGAGCAUCAUGCCGAAAAGAAGUGCGCAGUCUCAAAUUGAGAAAUACGAAAGAAAAAUAAGGAAAAUCGAAGAAAAAGAGAAAAGAAGGCGGAGAAUUAUUUCUCCGAUUGAAUCGUCGUCGGACGAAGAAGAUACCGGAGAUCAUGGACAAAACUGUGACGCGAUCCCGGAGUCAGCAUUAGCUGCCCCAGAAAUCACACAAGAGGCGGAGCCGUUAUCUAACGAUAACCCCGACCAAAAUGAGGGCGGGGCUGGGCCUGACCUUCACGAGGAAGCCCCCGCUAGUGAUUUGCCAGAUUUGGACCCAGAAUUACUGGAUGCCCUUGGGGAGUCCACGUCCGACUCACCCGACUACGGAGAAAAAAUUCACGACAGUUUAUCAAAAUUGUGGCUACCUUUACUUCGGAAAGGUAUGCCCAAGGAAAACAAGGACAAAUUAUUAAAAGAAUACCUAAUUCCAGACAACUGUAGACUUCUACAGGCGCCUAAACUAAACGCAGAGAUUUCGGCCGCGAUACCGGACAUGGUUCGUAAUCGCGAUAAGACGCUCACUGCAUCGCAACAACAGCUGGGUUCGGGAAUCACCGCCAUCAACAGAGGCGUUGAUUUGCUCUUAAAGAGCGAUAACAAGGUCCAAGCAAUGAAACAUUUUAGCAACGGUUGCAGAUUGCUUUGUGAUUCGCACUACUUAGCGACCCAAGGUAGAAUAAAACUGAUAAGCCCCAGUUUAGAUAAAUCGUUCUUACAGUUGGUUAACGAAUCUGAACGAGAUGACUCAUUGUUUGGCUCGAAGCUAUCGGAGAAGAUAAAAGCCGCCAAAGCCAUCGAGAAGCAGGGCCUUUCAAUCAAAAAACCUGCUAAACCCCAAAAAACCACUGCCCAGCCGUCCGGCUCUCGAUCAUCUUCCUACCAGGGAAACUGGCACGCGCCGCCUCGGUACCCGGCGAACAGGGGGGGGCGCGGAGGUUACAGCAGGAGGCCAACGACCUCGGGAACUCGCCGGCCUUACACAGCGUCAGCGCAGCAGCCGCAGCGAGCUGCAUCUCAGGGGAAGCCCCCUGCCCCAGCGCAGAAUCACCAUUAGCACAGAGAUCAUCAUCCCUUGCACAAGCGCCUUACCCUGGCUGUCGCGAGGCUCUGCGGCAGUCGUUCAUCCGAAAAGGCGCCUGUCCUGCAUCGUCUACACUGAUGUUAGCUUCGCUCUCUGACAGUACU